AUGGCUCUCCUGUUGGAUGACAAUAGAUUUCAGACUCAGCUUUACAGCCAGAAGGUGCUAUUUGUGGAAUUCUUCACCCCAAGAUGUGGACAGUGCAUGCGACUUGUUCCUGAAUUCGAGGAAGCUGCUAUCAGACUGGAUGGCUUUGUAGCUUUGGCUACGGUUGAUUGUAUGAUAGCCUUGGAAACCUGUGCAUUGUAUCAGAUCACCAAAUAUCCUACAAUAAAGCUUUUCAAGAGAGGUAUAGAGGCUGGGACAUACCAUGGAUCUUUCACUGCAGCUUCAAUAGUUCAAUAUAUAAAGAAACAGAUUAACCCAAACUCCCAGGAGAUAAAAUCUCUAGAGCAACUAAACACACUUAUAAGAGACCCAGAAGCCAGCAUUGUAGGAUUUUUUUCUGAUCGGAGAAAUCCCAACUUAUUUACGUUCCUGAAAGCAGAUAAUGCCCUUGAAAUCUACAGGUUUGCUUUCACCUGUGCACCUCAACUUUUGGAAAGACACGUCAUUGAUAAAGAAGGGAUAAUACUCUUCCGGUCAUCUCAUUUGAACAACAAGUUUGAAGACAAUGCUGUAAGGUUUAAGGGAACCAUCUCUGUGUCUCGAAUUAAGAAAUUCAUCCAAAAGAACAUAUUUGGACUAUGCCCAAUUAUGACUCUAGAAAAUAGCAAACUGCUCAGAGAAAAAGAUCUAUUAAUGGCAUUUUACAACGUGGAUUAUAAUAAAAACCCACGGGGAACCAGCUACUGGAGAAACAGGAUAAUGAUGGUUGCUAAGAAGUUUCAGGAUGCUGGGGAGAAGCUGUCUUACUCUAUAGCAAACUGGCAAGAGUUUUCAUUCGAGCUUCCUGAAUAUGGGAUACACAAUAGCUCUGGAGAUGUGCCGGCUGUGGCAAUACGUACAUUAGAAGGACAUAAAUAUGUCAUGAGAGAGGAGUUCACGAGGGAUGGAAAAGCUUUAGAGAGAUUUUUGCAGCAAUAUUUCAAUGGAAAGGUAAAGCGCUACUACAGAUCCCAGCCUAUCCCUGAACAGAAUUUGGAACUAGUGAAGAUAAUUGUUGCUGACAACUUCAACAAGAUUGUAAACAACAGAGAAAAGGAUGUGCUCAUCUAUUUCUAUGCGCCUUGGUGUAGUCUUUGCAAAAGUCUGGAGCCAAAGUAUAAAGAACUGGCCAAGAAGCUCAGGAAUGAUCCACAUGUGGUAAUUGCAAAGAUGGAUGCUAUAGCCAAUGAUGUUCCUCCACCUUAUGAUAUUACUGGGUUUCCUACAAUAUAUUUUGUGCCAACUGAAAGUAAACAUGCCCCAAAACUGUAUGAGGGAGACUGGCGAGUGAAAGAUUUGCUCAGCUACUUGGAAAGAAAGUCCACUUACCAGUUAGUCAUUGAAAAUGAAGAGAUGAAGAAAAAGGAUGAGCUGUAACAAGCAAAUAAUAUCAGUAAAGAGAGAAAUUAACCGCACACUGAUUUUACUGAACAAGAAAUGUGUCAUCUCAAACUUAUGCUGGAAAAAGUGGGACCUUCCUGACUUGGGAGUCAGUCAGUAUCUUAUUUUAUAAACCUGGAAACUGCCCAAACCCAAACUCCACUCCAGAGUUUUCUAACCUGACCUUGUCCCCUAAACCACACCCCUGAGGUCCCACACUCCUCCCCUGAUCCACUCUGCCAGCAGACUAACCAGUCUCUACUAAUAAGUUACUGAGACCCUAACCCUAAUGACUAGUCAUGGCAAGAUUGCAAAUAUAUUUCGAGGUAUGAAAGAAUAUGAAAAUCUGCAAUGUACAUAAAAGUGUAGAUCCAUUGGCUACAACAUAUUGUUGCUGUUUGCAGUAGUCGAAAAAAUUCAAUUUUAAAAACAUAGAAAGAAUUCAUAACACUGACCUUUAGUGGAUUAUCAUUCACUUAGAACAUUGACACGUUUUCUUGUAAAUUAAAGUUAUUCUUUCAUUAUUGCCGCUAAAAUAAAACAUUUCAUAAUGUAUAACAGUUUUUUUUAAACUGAUGUCCCUGAAUUAAAGAAAAAAAAAAAAAGUUAAAUGCAGCAGUGGGAGGCAUCAGCCAGUAAGCUAUAAGGCCCUAGGGAUUAGUUGUGCACAAACAUGCACUUUCUGUUGGCUCCAAAAACAAUUGAAAAUUAAAAUGUUCAUGUAAAUAAAAAUAUUUUAUCAUAUUUAGUGUUCUUUCAAAUUCAUGACAGAUGUCUCUGAGCUUAAAGGGACAGUAUACACUCAUUUUCAUAUAACUGCAUGUAAUAGACACUACUAUAAAGAAUAAGAUGCACAGAUACUGAUAUAAAAAUCCAGUAUAAAACUGUUUAAAAACUUACUUAGAAGCUGUCAGUUUGGCUCUGUUGAAAAGGUAGUUGGAAAGCCCACUGCAAGUGGCAAAUAAGACACUCCCCCCCUCCCCCUUCUUUUGCAUAUUAAAAGACCCUUUACACAAACAGGAGUAAGCUGGAGAAGGUAGCUGACGGUAUUCACAUAAAACUUUGGGGCUUGGUUAGGAGUCUGAAAAUCAGAGCAAUGUUAUUUAAAAAUAAGCAAAACUAUACAUUUAUUUUUAAAAAAAACUUUAUGGGCUAUAUAAAUAGAUCAUCUA
Molecule: messenger RNA, 2591 nt
Organism: Bombina bombina (fire-bellied toad)
Lineage: Eukaryota; Metazoa; Chordata; Amphibia; Anura; Bombinatoridae
Product: protein disulfide-isomerase A3-like
Exons: 13
Coding region: 1-1416 (471 amino acids)
Biological process (GO): protein folding; response to endoplasmic reticulum stress
Cellular component (GO): endoplasmic reticulum; cell surface
Molecular function (GO): protein disulfide isomerase activity
Source: RefSeq, a predicted model, not a curated record